Molecule: messenger RNA, 1518 nt
Organism: Fusarium venenatum
Lineage: Eukaryota; Fungi; Ascomycota; Sordariomycetes; Hypocreales; Nectriaceae
Biological process (GO): regulation of DNA-templated transcription
Molecular function (GO): zinc ion binding; DNA-binding transcription factor activity, RNA polymerase II-specific
Source: RefSeq, a predicted model, not a curated record
AUGCCUCGAGAAGGAACUCAAAGAGUAAAGACGGGUUGCAGAACAUGCAAAACGCGCAAGAUCAAAUGUGACGAAACUUGGCCCAAAUGCAAACGAUGUGCAACGGCGAGACGUGUUUGCGAUGGUUAUGAUGCUCCUCCCGUUGGUUCUAUAUCGUGGGAUCUUCUUCUUCGGACGCCACAGCCUCGUUUGAUCCCUGUGACGAAUACACGCGAAGUACGCUGCCUGUCCUUCUUCCAUCAUGUCGUGGCACCCGCUCUGUCGGGACCCUUUGAUGGAUCCUUCUGGACGUAUUUCGUUGCCAGGAUGACACAUGCUGAACCUGCGGCGCGACAUAGCGUGCUUGCCAUAAGCCAGCUCUUUGAAGACUAUGAGUAUUCGAAACCGACUGCUGACCGAUUCGCCAUUGUGCAUUACAACACGGCUAUUAAUCUACUCGUCCAUGGACCUCCGCCAUCGGUAGACACCGUUUUGCUGGUGUGCGUGUUGUUUAUAUGCGUCGAGUUCCUACGAGAGAAUCGUGCAGCAGCCAUCACCCAUGCAGCGCAUGGCUUGCAGCUUCUUAAUGCGGCUGGUCAGAAUUCUCGACUUGUUGGCACAUAUAACCAAAUAAGCGUGUUUCCAACGUUCUUUGUUGAAGAUAAUAUCGGGAGCCCUACAAAUAAAUCUGGCGAAUGCCCUGUUUAUUCCAGCACGAGCGAGGCUCAGUACGCGUUAGACAACCUGAUUUUGAGGUCAUUGGAGGUCAUUCGAUCUGCAAAUCCGUAUCGCCUAGAAAUGAUGCCUCAGAGACCACCCCAGGAACUCUUUGAUGUGCAGAGCGAAAUACAAAAAGGCGUGGACGCGUGGGAAAAGGCAUUCAACAGGCUCCAGUCCACAAGACCUGCGGCUAGCCUCGAAGACACAGCGUCUUUAGCAAUCAUGACGCGAAACAGACUCAGCAAUUUAUGGCUUACAGAAUGUCUGAAGCAAGAUGAGAUGUGUUUCGACGACUAUAAAGAUGAAUUUGUUCAGAUACUGGCAUGGGUGAGCAAAGCAGCAGACAUACUUGAAGCCCGACGCAAAAAGCCAACAAGGUUUACUUUCGAGACGGGAUUCAGUCCGAUGCUUCACUUCCUGAUUUACAAAUGUCGCUAUUUAUCGCUACGCUUGGAAGCGCUAUCUCUGAUGGAGAGGCUUUGUAGUGAAAGGGAAUCUUUAUGGGAUGGGUCGUUGGUAUACACCUUGUCACGACUCAUUAUCGAGGCUGAGCAUGAUAUUGACCUUUCGGGAGAGUUUGAUGUCAACGACGACAUAUUACCGCCUGACUCAAAGAGAAUAAGAGGGUUUCUGUUUGCAGGACGUCAAGAAGCGUUGAUAUGGGAUACAUCACCAGCAGAUGUGGUUUAUUUCCGAAUGUGGAGCCCAGAGAGUGGGUGUACAUAUCGGAAGGAAUAUUUGACGAGGCAGACUCAAAAGUUGCAUUGUCAAGAAACAGUUAUACAUCAGACAGAGAGUCAGAGUUAUUUAUCAUAUUAG